This is a messenger RNA of Octopus bimaculoides (California two-spot octopus), 1014 nucleotides long. RefSeq names its product ribonuclease kappa. The record is from RefSeq and is a predicted model, not a curated record. Gene Ontology annotation, biological process: nucleic acid metabolic process. Gene Ontology annotation, molecular function: RNA endonuclease activity. Lineage: Eukaryota; Metazoa; Mollusca; Cephalopoda; Octopoda; Octopodidae.
GGUUAUGUUUGGUCACAUGCCUAGUCACAUGACAGUAACAUAAGGUUGGGAAUAUUCUUCGUAGUCUGAUCCGUAAUCUCAUUAACCAUGUUUUCCUGUCCGGUUUGCGGCCCUAAAUUGUCAAUUUGUGGCAUCGUAAUCAGUGUUUGGGGUGUUGUUAUGUUGUCAUUAAUGGGUGUAUUUUUACACAUUCGAAGUCCAGCCUUCUUUGAGGAUCUACCUAUUUCUGAGUGGGAGUCUCACGGCUACCAAACUGAUUAUAUCAACAAUAUGUACUCGCAGGCAUCUGUGAAUUGUUUCAUCGCAGCUGGACUUUAUGUAGCAGUGCUGAUCUUUUCAAUAAUUCAACAACGACAGAAUGCCAGAGCCAGUUACGUCCUCUCCUAAUGAAAAACCAGAUGAGUUUGCAUGAUGUAGAGCACAAAAUAGUUGGGCUGCCUCUCGCGAAUUGGCUGCUUUUGAAGGAAACCAAGACGUAAACUAGAAAAUGGUGUUAAAACAGAAUGUGUAUAAAGAUUGUGCUGUGUCAGUAAUGGAAAAAUGAUUUUCUUGAAAACAAACAGAGUAAAAUGUUGAUAAGCAACAAGGUUUGCCCAAUUUUUAGAUGUGUGUGUGUAUGUGGGUGUGUGUGACAGAUUUUGUUUUUUCUUCCUAGUCAAGAAAGUUUUAGCUGUAAAUUUAAACUGGUAGCUGAAUUAAUUCAAAUGAAUGGAUAAUUACUGUGAGAUAAUUGAAUGGACUGGAAUUGAGCAAUAGAAGUGAUUUCUUUCCCCCCUUUCUUUUUGUUCAGUAUGGAAAUAUUUUUAGUAAAAACUCAUUUGAAAGAAGAUAAUAAAAAAAAACACAAACAUUCUUUGCAUUAUUUUAAUGCAUUUCUUGUAACCCCCAAACCCCUUUUUACUUCAUAUAUAUAUUUUGUUUCUCUGGGGGUGUAUGCUGUUAUUUUAUUUUUCUCUGUAAUUGUUGUUUGCAAUGGGAUCCUGUUAAUAUUGAAAUAAAAUUUGUUGAACUUUA